CAUAUACACACGCACACACACGGACCGCGUAACUCCUCUCUUCCCACUCGCUCCCAUUCUCCCCGAGCCGAUCCCUCCCGCGGCAAGUGUGUGUCCCGGCACCGCCACCAGCCAGGCCAGGAGCGCACGCCCGCUGCCCCAGCGAACCCGCGCGCAGAGGGGGCGGCCGCCAGGGCUGCAGCCGGACCCGCUCGCCCCGGCGCUCGGCUGCGGCGGCUGGGACACACGCCUGCGAGCGGCCGCGCCCGGGGCCGGAGCGGGUCGAGCUGCCACCCCGCACGCUCCCGGGCCCCCUGCCACCCCUAUGAGAGAAGAAGCCGGCCGAAGGAGCAGGACGCUUGGCAGCUGGACUCCUCCGCAAGCCAGAGCGCCCCCUCCUUUCUCGCCCCCAGCGCGCCCGAGAAGCAAGAUGCAGCCGCCGCGCUUCGGCUAAGAGGCGAAGGGGCCGGCGCCACCCGCUCGCCCGGAAUCGGGUCCCCGAGGCGGCUGCGCUCCCGGCCGCGGCCCCCCGGGCCCCGGAGUGAGCAGCGGCAGCUGGAGAAGCGGCCGGCCCGGGGUUGGCCCGGGCUGGGGAGGAGGGACGGGGCGGGAGGAGGGCGCGGGGGGCGGGGAGGGGGCCCCGGCGGAUAAAGAUGGCAAUGUCGCUCAUCCAAGCGUGCCGCAGUCUGGCUCUCUCAACAUGGCUGCUUUCCUUUUGUUUCGUGCAUCUGCUCUGCCUGGACUUCACCGUGGCCGAGAAGGAGGAAUGGUACACCGCCUUCGUGAACAUCACCUACGCCGAGCCCGCGCCGGACCCCGGGGCCGGGGCUGCGGGCGGCGGCGGCGCCGAGCUGCACACGGAGAAGACCGAGUGCGGGCGCUACGGGGAGCACUCGCCCAAGCAGGACGCCCGCGGGGAGGUGGUCAUGGCCAGCUCGGCCCACGAUCGCCUGGCUUGCGACCCCAACACCAAGUUCGCCGCGCCGACCCAGGGCAAGAACUGGAUAGCCCUCAUCCCCAAGGGCAACUGCACGUACAGGGAUAAGAUCCGGAACGCGUUCCUGCAGAACGCCUCCGCCGUGGUCAUCUUCAACGCGGGCUCCAACACCAACGAGACCAUCACCAUGCCCCACGCAGGUGUAGAAGACAUCGUGGCCAUAAUGAUUCCCGAGCCGAAGGGCAAGGAGAUCGUGAGCCUGCUGGAAAGGAACAUCACGGUGACCAUGUACAUCACCAUCGGGACCCGGAACUUGCAGAAAUACGUGAGCCGCACUUCAGUGGUGUUUGUCUCCAUCUCCUUCAUCGUCCUGAUGAUCAUUUCCCUCGCCUGGCUGGUCUUUUACUAUAUCCAGAGGUUUCGAUAUGCAAAUGCCAGGGACAGGAACCAGCGCCGACUGGGAGAUGCAGCAAAGAAAGCCAUCAGCAAGCUCCAGGUCAGGACCAUCAAGAAGGGUGACAAGGAAACAGAGCCGGAUUUUGACAACUGUGCAGUUUGUAUCGAAGGAUACAAGCCCAACGACAUGGUCAGGAUCCUGCCCUGCCGGCAUCUUUUCCACAAGUCCUGUGUUGACCCCUGGCUUCUAGACCAUCGCACCUGCCCCAUGUGCAAGAUGAACAUUCUUAAAGCCCUAGGGAUCCCGCCCAACGCCGACUGCAUGGACGACUUGCCCACUGACGUCGAGGGCUCUCUGGGAGGUCCACCAACCAACCAGAUCACAGGCGCAAGCGACACAACAGUAAACGAAAGUUCAGUCACCUUGGACCCUGCUGUCCGGACUGUGGGAGCCCUGCAGGUGGUCCAGGAUGCAGACCCCACGCCCCAAGAAGGAGAAGCCAUCUUCACUACCAACAGUGAGCAGGAGCCAGCUGGAAGCAGCGACUCCGACAUCUCGUUGAUUAUGGCAAUGGAGGGCGGACUCUCCGACAUAGAACUUUCCACUGACCAAGACUGCGAAGAGGUGAAAUCUUGAAAUGGCGACUGUGGAAAAGAGGAGGUAGUAGGACAGAAUGGGAUGAAAGAGGGGUGCUCCGACAGAUGGACGGGGCACCCACCUUCGGACACCUCGGCAACCCCAGGGCGCUCCGUCCCAGAACGAUAACGAAAGCAAUACCCAAAGUCUCCUUAAUCAGGAUGCUGUUCCAUCUCCACGAUAGUCUUUGGCCUUGACAGUGUGGAAGUUGAAGGCUGAUUCUUCCCUCCCACGUCCCUAUAGGCAUACACUUCAAAAGCUCCUAAAAUAGAGAAUGAAAGGAAACCCUUAGGGUUUCUUAGUUUUAAUUCGAUUUUUUUCCAGGUCUUAUUGUUCUUGUUUUUUGAAGAUUGAUUUCUUUGUAAAGACUGUGUGUAGUUUACAUCUACUCCAGUGUUUUUUCUUUGAUUCACCCCAGCUCUCACGAAGAGUUCUGUUUAGAAGCACCAGUUCCUGCUAUGACUGGUUGAUAUUUCAUCCCUGAGACUUCUGGUCUUGACCUCUCAGCAUGAACUGUGCAUGACUUUGAGAAGUGCCUCAGCACCCGGAAAUAGCAGGAGGCCAGCUUUCUUAAGAAUCUGAAUUCUUUUAAGUGGGUCUUGAAAAUCCCUGUUGCCAGAAACCCCAACACUAAGUUCUAACUCUGCUGAAGUCACUGCUCAAUAUUUUAGGGUACGUCACAGUGACCUCCACUUUUCAGGUUCUGUCAGAGGUCACCAUGACAUGAGAAAGGGGCUCCAGGGAAGUACACCAAGGUCUUAGGGUCUUUAGCUGAAAUUCCGAAGUCAGAAGUCCCCUCCAAGGCACGAAGGCCAGUCCUUGGUAGCGAUAUAUGAAACUGCAUACCUAAAUUGAAAACCCAAGACCACACUUUUUUUCCACUGAAACCAAAAUACCCAUUUUACUGGUUUCCCCAAGGUUAGAGCUGAUUGUCAGCUCCUUAGGUGGGUUCUGCAGGAGGUGGAAACUUCAGGAAAGACUGAAUCACCUUUGAGCCCAGUGGUCAAUACAGGGGGGGCUGCAGUAGCACCUGGAUCAUCCCUUACUGCCUAAUUCCUUCUGUUAAGCUCCCCAGACCAUGUGGAAGGAUUGAGGUGAAUCCUCAGCAGAUUGCUUUCCCAGGGGUCCCCUGAGAGUGUCCAGAUACCAAGUGAGAAAUGAGGUGUCACUUGAUAAGUCAUUUGAACCAAAAAUACUGCAUAGGAAUUUGCUAAAUCAAGUUUAUCCUGAGAGAGACAAAUAAGGGAGUGAAAAAGAGGUAUCCAAUGAUUACUAAAAUCCACCUGUGUUUUUAAAAUGUACGUUUCUCUUUUUGUAACUAUGACAGAAAUGUGCUAUUUUUCCAGUGGGUAAUUUUGUAAUGCAUUCAGACUAUCCAUAUGCAAAGAUGACUUAGGCAGUGACCCGUGUCCCUGGACAAUCGGAUGGGCCACCUUAUCAUCUCUAAGCAACUGAUAGAGCCCAUGCUGCCGCUUAGACUAGCUACAAAGAAAGGCUUUUCUCACUGAGCUGUAUUUUCCUAUUUGACAAGGGCUUUUACUCCUCAUUCCACUAACACUCAAACACAGAGCUUGGUCCUGCUGUCCACCCUUGCUGCCGGCUGCCGUGUGGCAUGCAGGUCAGGAAAUACGUGGUCUCCCUUUCCCGCCACCUUUCAUGAUUUUCUUCUGGUGGUUUCUAAGUAGGCAGCAAGGCAGGGAGAAUGAUGCCCACCUUCAGCCAGACACACCUCUCUAAGACUUCCUGUAAUGAAAGCCAGUCUCUAGGGCUGGGAAAGCAGGCAGGAAGGAAUGAGGACGCCAAGUCAGGGGGCAGGAGUCCUCGACCAGCUACCCUGUAAAGUGAAGCAUGUGGCAGGAUAAUUCCCAAAGCUCCUUUCAGCUUUAGGAUCCCCAUGGAGAACUUGGCCAGUGGGAUUCAUUUCUUGCAGGUAACCAUGUCUUUUAGCAAGUAGGCUUUAUAGCUGGGGAAGGCAUAGUGACUUGACCCGUCACAUAAUAACAGCCUUUGCGAUUUGGUACUCCUGUGUGGCAGAGAAAAAAGAUAUUAGUGAUUUAAGUUUUGAAACCAAGUAGAAGUUGAUUUGUUCUGCCUUGUUCCAGAACUACUGUUAGUCACAGAGUUCACAAUCUCUGAAUACCUUUGCAUCCUCUUUCUUCGUGUGGAAUUCUUAAUCUCAGUGAUGUUUAUUUUUCUUGUUUGGCAUUAGCCUGCAUCACCUACUCCUCUUUUAGUCAGCUAUGCCCCCCAAAUUUUGGCAUUAACUUAAAUCUAAAGGAAUUAGGAUAAGUCAACAGAAAGAAAUAUAAUUAUAUUCCAUAUCCAGAGAGAAAAUGCCCUUGGACUGUAUGGUCCUCUGAGUAUUUUCUCUUCCUACCAAUGGUCAGGUAAAUCAAGAAUUGAUUGCAUAUGCAAUUCCUGACCACAGCUAUCCCUACAGAAUACUGAGUUGAUGAUGUGGGAACCCAGAUACCCAGGCAAAGCCUGUGGGUCCGACCUCAAGGAGAUUCUGUUGCAAACACCCUGAGCCUGUAAGAUUCUCCACUUACCAGAGGGUUUUGGAGGACUUUUCCUAUGACCUUAGUAAUUUAAAAAUAAUUAAAAGGAAAAACGUUAACCAGAAACUUUCUCUUUCAAAAGAAUUGACAAAAACUCUUUCUGGUAGCCUUCUUCACCACCUCCCUCAAAGAAGAGACUGACCUGGGGACCCAGUGGUCCUCAUGUGAGUGUCAAAAGGGUGACCCAGCGAUGCAUUCUGUAUGUGUAUUUAUAGGUGUGCAUUCUUCUGUAGAGAAAGUGUAGACAAAUACUGUCCAGUAGAAAUAUAAUGAAAAUAUAUAUGUAACUAAAUUUUUUACCAGCCACAUUUCAAGAAGUAAAAAGGAACAGGUAAAGUCAUUUUAAUAACAUGCUUUAUUUAACCCAAUCUUGUUGCUUACAUGUAAUUGAUGCUAGAAGUAUUAAGGAAAUCUUCCCCAUUCUUUUUUGUACUGUCUUCUAAAUCCUUCAUGUCUUUUGUCUCAUGCACAUCUCAGUUUGGACUGGCCACAUCUCAAGCACUCAA
Sciurus carolinensis (gray squirrel) is the source of this 5013-nucleotide messenger RNA. RefSeq names its product ring finger protein 150 (gene Rnf150). The transcript has 7 exons. Lineage: Eukaryota; Metazoa; Chordata; Mammalia; Rodentia; Sciuridae. The record is from RefSeq and is a predicted model, not a curated record. Bases 633 to 1949 code for a protein of 438 amino acids.